Striga asiatica is the source of this 2123-nucleotide messenger RNA. The record is from the annotation of a GenBank genome assembly. NCBI's taxonomy places the organism in Eukaryota, Viridiplantae, Streptophyta, Magnoliopsida, Lamiales, Orobanchaceae.
GGAACUAGUGUGCUUGUAUCAAUGAAGGAUACUUUUCUUCGAGGGCCUUUUUAUAAAUACAUAGAAAAAGAUACCUUCUCCUUCUCAAAGUAGUGUUGCUCGGCUGGCUGCUUCCCUUCUUGUCGUCGGCUACAUGCAUACAAUUAUUUACAGUAGAAAAUUGACAACGAUAAACGAUUCACUAGUUUUCCCCCAAAAUCUGAGCAGAAAAGAAAACAGAUUAAACCCUAUUAUUUUUUCCGAAAUCUAAACAGAAAGCAGAACUUUCCUGUCCGUCUCUCCUCAUAUUCACAUCUCAUGGCUGAACUGGAUCAGAAUUUUGAACUGGGACAUCCUCGUGAACUUGAAUACCUACCUGAAAAUGAACAUGAGCUUGAACAAGUACAUGAACCUGAGUAUGAACCAGUCCAUGAGAACGAGCUUGUACAAGUACACGAACAUGAGCUGGAACAAGUAAAUGAACAUAAUCUCGAACAUGUACAUGAACAUGACCUCGAACAUGCACACGAACAGAAUGCAAAAGAAGAUGCAACACCAGAGAUCUCACAUCCUGAUCAUAAGCAGAACAUUACAGAUGCACCAGUUGCAGGAGGUGGGGAAAAAUGGCCUGGAUGGCCUGGGGAGAGCGUUUUCAGGAUGUUGGUGCCUGCACAGAAGGUGGGAAGUAUAAUUGGACGUAAAGGGGAGUAUAUAAAGAAAACAUGUGAAGAGACAAAAGCGCGGAUUAAGAUUCUUGAUGGUCCUGCUGGAAUGAGAGAAAGAGCUGUAAUGAUAUCUGCUAAAGAAGAUCCUGAUUCACCGCUUCCUCCUGCCAUGGAUGGUCUUCUUAGGGUUCAUAAGCGUGUUUUGGAAGGACUGGAAAAUGAAUCUUCUAAUCCUUCAUCAGGUUCAGUAGGAAAGGCCUCAACCAGGCUUCUCGUACCAGCGGCCCAAGCUGGUAACUUGAUUGGGAAACAAGGCACAACAGUCAAAUCUGUUCAAGAAGAAUCUAACUGCAUUGUUAGGGUUCUUGGAUCAGAAGAGCUACCGAUUUUUGCUCUUAAAGAUGAUAGAGUAGUAGAAGUAGUAGGGGAGCCUUCAAGCGUACUUAAGGCUGUCGAACUAAUUGCAUCUAAUUUGAGAAAGUUUUUGGUUGAUCGGAGCAUUAUAUCAGUAAUUGAAAUGCAAAUGCAGAAGCCACCCAAUUCACAGCAGAUGGACCACAUGCCGCCGCCUCCUCAGCACUGGGGCCCACCUCCUCAAUCUUUCCCACAACAUGGUCAUCCAGGAUAUGAGCCGAGCCCUCAUUUCAUGCCUCCUCCUAGGCAGUUUGACAACAAUUAUCCCUUGGCUGAUAUGCAGCCUCCACUUGAAAAGCAACCUCAUCAGGGGAUAUCUGCUUAUGGAAGAGAAGCUCCAAUGCCGGUUCAUUCAUCGUCCGCUCAGGCAGCUUCUUCAGUGAUCACUCAGGUAACGCAGCAAAUGCAAAUCCCACUCUCUUAUGCUGAUGCUGUCAUUGGCGCACAAGGUUCAAGUAUAAGUUACAUUCGGCGGGUGAGUGGUGCUACAGUUACUGUACAAGAAACUAAAGGAGUACCUGGGGAGAUGACGGUUGAGAUUAGUGGAACUGCUUCUCAAGUACAAACUGCUCAGCAGCUGAUUCAGAAUUUCAUGGCUGAAGCGGCGGGCCAACCUCAGACACAGCAUACUCAAUCAACCGAUUACAACUCUUACGGAGUUCAUGGCUCGGUUUACACAUCUCUCCCUACUAAUCAUAAUCACCCACCCCAAACAGGUGGUUAUGGCUCAGCUUAUGGAACCAAUUAUGGCUACUAAAUGUCCAAUGUCAGUUUUCCUUCACAACUAUAAAUUAUACCAAAUGGCAGUAAGCUGCUUGAUUUCUUAAUUAGUUUAUUUACGAAAGUGAGCCUGAGAGAUUCUAGAUACAAGAAUUCAUAGUUGUUAGAUCCACCACUUCAUCACAUGUCUUAUUUUUAUUUGGUUAUUUUGCCUUUGUGUAUUAGAUGUUAUAAUGGGUAUAAAAGUGAUUUCUUAAUUUGUCCGAUGCAAAUCUAAAAGUGUGCAUCUUGCAGGCACGUGCCAUGCACUAUUUUAGCCUAUGUAUAUAUUUUCCCCUGAUGUUU